Amblyraja radiata (thorny skate) is the source of this 470-nucleotide messenger RNA. RefSeq names its product alpha-2-macroglobulin-like. The transcript is spliced from 5 exons. The record is from RefSeq and is a predicted model, not a curated record. Bases 18 to 470 code for a protein of 150 amino acids. NCBI's taxonomy places the organism in Eukaryota, Metazoa, Chordata, Chondrichthyes, Rajiformes, Rajidae.
CUCUAUCCUCUCUCCAGAUGCGUCCGCCAGGUGGACUGCCCGGAUCUGAAGUCGGAAUUUAUCUCCGUUCUGCUCCGGGAGGGAUCUGCGGGAUUAGAGUGGUUGACAAAAGCGUAGCCCUGAAAGACCCCGAUCAGGAGCUGACCGUGGAGAGGGUUUUCACUCAGCUAGCUUUCCCAGAUCUGACGGGCUACAGAUAUAAUGUGAAUGAUCGAGAACCGAAUACCUGUAUAGACAAACCUGUCUACUCCAAAUUCAUCGCUCCAGAUUAUAGCAGCACGGAUCUGGGAGAUACCUACAAUGCUGUCAAGGAGCUGGGACUAAAGAUUUUCACCAACAUUGAAGUGAAACGACAGAUUCUGUGUUACACACAAACCACGCAUUUUCGAGGGUUCCUUAAAUGUCUGCAGUCCAUCCUGAUCCAGGUGCCCACCAGCCCAGUUAAGGUCAGCAGCAGCUCCACUAACUGA